CGGGCUGGAAGCAGAUUGGCUGUGUGGGCCACAGGCGUCACCGGGAGCCGCUGAACCCUUCGCUCUCGCCCAGUGCUGCUCAGGAGGGAAGACUGGAGAGCCUUUGCUCCAAAGGAUAUUUACUGGAUGUCACUGGUCUGAAGGAAGAGAGAGAAAAAAACCCACAAGAGAUUAAAAAAACAACCCCAGAGCAUCUCUGUAGGCUGAUGCUGGGAAGACAGAAAUUGCCUCAUUAACCUAAGAGUUGAGGAAAGACAGAAGCAAACCCUCAGAAUGGAGGAAGAAGAAUAUGAGGAAGUUGUGGAGUACUACAUUGAGGAGACAGUUAUUGAGGAGGGUGAGCCACACGAGGUGGUCACUGAGAUCACUGAGACCAUCAGCACAGAAUACUCAGAGCCUGAGACCACCACAACCACCUACACAGCUGAGCACACCCAGCCCUCCAGGGAGGAUGCAGCCCCUCCCAUCAGGAAGAAAACAAUCCGGACAAAAGUGGACCCAUCCAAGUUUUUGACACCUUACUUGGAACACAGCAAUAAAAUGAAGGACCUAUUCAGUGAGAAUAAGUACAAAGAAAAAUUUAGAAAAGAAAAAGGAAAGCCAUAUGCUUCCACAAUUGAUACCCCAGAAAUCCGGAGGAUCAAGAAAGUGCAGGACCAGCUGAGUGAGGUUAAAUACCGCAUGGCUGGGGAAAUUGCCAGAACCAUUUGCCACGUGGAUGAAAAGGCCAAGGAUAUAGAACAUGCAAAGAAAGUGUCACAGCAAGUGAGCAAGGUAUUAUAUAAACAGAACUGGGAGGAGAAUAAGGACAAGUACCUGCUUCCCCCUGAUGCUCCCGAGCUUGUGAAUGCAAUAAAGAACACAGCAAUGUUCAGCAAGAAACUCUAUACUGAAGACUGGGAUGCAGACAAAACAUUGUUUUAUCCCUACAAUGACAGCCCAGAGCUCAGAAGAGUGGCACAGGCUCAGAAGACUCUGAGUGACAUUGUCUACAAAAAGGGACACGAUGAAAGGAAAGCAAAAUUCACCUCUCUGCCAGACCCCCCUGAGGUGGAACAAGCCAAGAAGGUGACACGGCAGCUGAGUGAUGUUAUUUACCAUGAGGACUAUAAAAACAAAAUUAAAGGCAAGUGGAGUCAAACUCCAUGCUAUGACGUGGCAAUUGCAAAAAUGAAUGCAGAAAAUCUAAGUAUGAGGAAAUACCAGGAAGACUUUGAAAACAUGAAAGACCAAAUUUACUUCAUGCAGACUGAAACUCCAGAAUAUGAGGCCAACAAACGAGCUUCAGAUAACGUCAGCAAGUUCAAAUACAGAGCAGACUAUGAAAAGAAAAAAGCUGUUGCAGAUUAUAAUGUGCUCCCUGCUACAGAGAACCCAUUGCUGAAGCAAUUAAAAACUGCAGGAAAUAUUCUGAGUGAUAAAUUGUACAAAGAAGCCUAUGAACAAUCCAGAGGAAACAGGAUGAAUUACUGUGAGACACCCAAGUUCCAGACUGAUGCUGCUCUGAAGAACUUUAGUGAUGUAAAAUAUAAAGAUGCAUAUCAGAAGAAUAUUUUGGGGCACUACUUGGGCAGCUUUGAGGAUCCACAUCAAAUCCACUGCAUGAAGGUUGAAGCUAUGAAAAGUGAUAAAAAUUACAAAGCAGAUUAUGAGGAGGAAAAGACAAAGUGUUACUUCCCUCAGACCAUAACUCAAGAGUAUGAAGCAAUCAAGAAGUUGGAGCAAUGUAAAGAUUACACCUACAAAAAGCAUCCUGAUCAAACCAAAUUCACUUCAGUGACUGACUCUCCAGUACAGAAGCAAGCAGAGAUCAACAGCAAACAGCUGAGUGAUAUAUUGUAUAAAUCCAAAGGGGAAGAAAUUAUUCACAAGUAUCACCUCCCUCCUGAUGUGCCCCAGUUCAUCCAGGCUAGAGUUAAUGCCUACAACAUCAGUGAUGCUAACUACAAAGCAGACUGGAAGAAAACCCUUGCCAAAGGCUAUGAUCUGAAACCAGAUGCCAUUCCAAUUAUUGCUGCUAAAGCUUCUCGGAAUAUUGCAAGUGAUUACAAGUACAAGGAAUCCUACGAGAAGGACAAAGGCAAACAGGUCGGGUACCGGAGCCUGCAGGAUGAUCCCAAACUUGUUCACUACAUGAACGUGGCCAAAAUCCAAUCGGAUCGGGAAUACAAGAAAGAUUAUGAAGUCACCAAGACCAAAUACCACACUCCUCUGGAUAUGUUCAGUGUGACAGCUGCCAAGAAAGCCCAGGAAGUGGUGACAAACACUGGCUAUAAGCAGCCAAUUCACAAUUACACCCUCCUGCCUGAUUCUGUGAACCUGGAGCUGUCCAGAAACGUGAUGCAGCUUCAGAGUGAUAACCUGUACAAAUCUGACUUCAACAACUGGCUGAGAGGAGUUGGCUGGGUCCCAAUUCAGUCACUGGAUGUAGAAAAGGCCAAGAAAGCCACGGAGAUUCUCAGUGAGAAGAAAUACCGCCAGCAUCCCGACCAGCUCAAGUUCUCCAUCCCCAUGGAUGCCAUGGAACAAGUGCUGGCAAAGCAAAAUGCCAAGACCAUGAACAAGAGGCUGUACACAGAUAAAUGGAACAAAGAGAAGACCAGCAUUCAUGUGAUGCCAGACACCCCAGAAAUUCUGCAGUGCAAAGUGAACCAGAUGACAAUGAGUGAUAAACUUUACAAAUCUGGAUGGGAGGAGGACAAGAAGAAGGGUUAUGACUUGCAGCCAGAUGCAAUUCCAAUAAAAGCAGCCAAAAGCUCCAGGGACAUCGCGAGCGACUAUAAAUACAAACUGGCCUACGAGAAGGCCAAAGGGAAGCACAUCGGAUUCCGCAGCCUGGAGGACGACCCCAAGCUGGUGCACUUCAUGCAGGUGGCCAAGAUGCAAUCUGACAGGGAGUACAAAAAGGGUUAUGAGAAGGCCAAGACUCAUUUCCACACUCCAGUUGACAUGGUCAGUGUGGUGGCAGCCAAGAAAGCUCAGGAAGUGGCUACAAAUGCAAACUACAAGAACUUAAUCCACACCUACAACGUCCUGCCCGAUGCCAUGAGCAUUGAAUUGGCCAAAAACAUGAUGCAGUUACAAAGUGAUAAUCAAUACAAAGCAGAGUAUGAUGAAACUAUGAAGGGUGUUGGGUGGAUCCCACUGGGCUCCCUGGAAGCUGAGAAGAACAAAAAAGCCAUGGAAAUUGUGAGUGAGAAGAAAUAUCGCCAGCAUCCAGACAAGUUGAAGUACUCUGUUCCUAUGGAUUCCAUGAACAUGGUCUUGGCUUUAAAUAAUGCCAAAAUCAUGGAUGAGCACAAGUACAAACAAGCCUGGGAAGAAGACAAAAAGAAAAUUCACAUCACCCCCGAUAUUCCACAGAUUGCUUUAGCAAAAGCAAAUGCAUUCAAUAUAAGUGAAAAAAUGUACAGGUCUUCAUUUGAAGAAACCAGGAAGAAAGGAUAUGAUCUGAGGGCUGAUGCUAUUCCUGUCAAAGCUGCCAAAGCUUCCAGGGAUAUUGCCAGUGAUUAUAAAUACAAACUGGGGUAUGAGCAAGACAAGGGGAAACUCGUUGGCUUCCGCAGCCUCCAGGAUGAUCCCAAACUUGUCCAUUGCAUGCAAGUGGCCAAGAUGCAGUCGGACAGGGAGUACAAGAAGGCCUAUGAGAUGAGCAAGACUCAUUACCAGACACCUUCCGAUGCUCUCAGCGUGGUGGCAGCCAAGGAGGCCCAGGACCGUGUCACCAACGCCAACUACAAACGCCUGAUCCACCAGUACAUGCUCCUGCCAGAUGCAAUGAGUUUGGAGCUGUACAGAAACAUGAAUCAGAUACAAAGUGAUAAUGAGUACAAGCAGGAUUACAAGGAGUGGUUCAGGGGGAUUGGUUGGAGUCCCAUUGGUUCUCUGGAUGUGGAGAAGUCAAAGAAAGCCACGGAGAUUGCGAGCGAUCGGAAGUACCGCCAGCACCCCAGCAUGUUCCCCUUCACCAAACAGAACGAUGCCAUGGACCUGGUCCUUGCAAAGCAGAAUGCAAACAUCAUGAACAAACAUGCUUAUACCCAAGCCUGGGAGAAGGACAAGACUCAGGUCCAUGUGAUGCCAGACACACCAGAUAUUCUACAGGCCAAACAGAACAAGACAAACUACAGUCAGAAACUCUACAAGCUUGGCUGGGAGGAAAUGAUAAAGAAAGGCUAUGACCUCACACCUGAAGCCAUGUCAGUGAAAGCUGCCAAAGCUUCAAGGGACAUUGCAAGUGAUUUCAAGUACAAAGAAGGAUACCGCAAGCAGCAGGGACAUCACAUCGGAUUCCGCAGCUUGCAGGAUGACCCCAAGAUGCUGUGGUCCAUGCAAGUAGCUAAAAUGCAGAGUGAGAGGGAGUACAAGAAAGACUUUGAGAAGUGGAAGACCAAGUUCAAUAUGCCCGUGGAUAUGCUGGGCUUCCUUCUAGCUAAGAAGUGUCAGGAGCUGGUCAGUGAUGUGGACUACAAACAUAUACUGCACCGCUGGACUUGUCUGCCAGACCAGGUCGAUGUCACGGAGGCAAAGAGGGUCAACGAGCUGCAGAGUGAUAACGUGUAUAAGUCAGAUCUACAGUGGCUCAGAGGCAUUGGAUGGAGUCCUUUGGGAUCUCUGGAAGCUGAAAAGAACAAGAAAGCUUCUGAAAUACUGAGUGAGAAGAAGUACAGGCAGCACCCAGACACUAUUAAGUUCACAAGCAUCCCAGAUGCCAUGGAUGUCGUUUUGGCAAAAUCUAAUGCCAAAAACAGGAGUGAUAUACUCUACAGGGAAGCUUGGAACAAGGACAAGACUAAGAUUCACAUCAUGCCUGAUACACCUGAAAUUUUGCUGGCUAAAUCAAACUUGAUUAACACAAGUGAUAAACGUUACAAGGUGGGAUAUGAAGAACUGAGGAAGAAAGGCUACGACCUCCCUGCUGAUGCCAUCCCCCUGCAGGCAGCCAAGGCAUCCCGAGACAUAGCCAGUGAGUACAAAUACAAAACUGCAUACAGAAAACAGCUGGGCCACCACAUUGGGGCCAGGAACAUCGAGGAUGACCCCAAGAUGAUGUGGUCAAUGCACGUGGCCAAGAUCCAGAGUGACAGGGAGUACAAGAAGGACUUUGAGAAGUCCAAGACGAGGUUCAGCAGCCCUGUGGACAUGCUGGGAGUGGUGUUGGCCAAGAAAUGCCAGGAGCUGGUCAGUGAUGCCGAUUACCGGCACCCUCUGCACCGCUGGACCUGCCUGCCGGACCAGAACGACGUUGUCCAUGCCAAGACAGUGUAUGACCUGCAGAGUGAUAACGUGUACAAGUCUGACCUGCAGUGGCUGAGGGGCAUUGGCUGGUCCCCAAUUGGAUCAUUGGAAGCUGAAAAGAACAAGAGGGCGAGCGAGAUCCUGAGUGACAAGAAGUAUCGUCAGCACCCAGACACCAUCAAAUUCACGAGCCUUCCUGACUCGAUGCCCAUGGUGCUGGCAAAGCACAACUCCAAAAUCAUGGACCAACGCUCGUACAUCUCAGCGUGGGAGAAGGACAAAACCAGCAUUCACAUCAUGCCGGACACCCCUGGGAUCCUGCUGGCCCAGCAGAACAAAGUGAACUUCAGUGAGAAACUGUACAAGCAGGCGAUGGAGGAGGAGAAGAAGAAGGGCUACGACAUGCGGGCAGAUGCCAUUCCCAUCAAGUCUGCCAAAGCUUCCCGGGACAUCGCCAGUGAUAACUGCUACAAGUCUGACCUGGAGUGGCUGCGGGGCAUUGGCUGGGUCCCAAUUGGUUCCUUGGAAGUUGAGAAGGCCAAGAGAGCAGGGGAGAUCCUGAGUGACAAAAUUUACCGCCAGCGUCCUGACACCAUCAAGUUCACCAGCGUCCCAGAUUCUCUCCCCAUGGUGUUGGCCAAGCAGAACGCAGACACCAUGAACAAGCGUUUGUAUACAGAGGCCUGGGAUAAAGACAAGACACAAAUCCACAUCAUGCCUGACACGCCUGAAAUCACACUGGCAAGAGAGAACAAGAAAAACUACAGUCUGAAACAAUACAGACAGGCCAUGGAAGAUGCAAAGAAGAAAGGCUACGAUUUGAGAGCUGAUGCCAUCCCCAUCCAAGCAGCCAAAGCAUCCAGGCAAAUUGCCAGUGAUUACAAGUACAAGGAGGGGUAUCGGCAGCAGCUGGGCCACCACAAGGGCCAUGAUUUGCGUUUUGAUGCCAUUCCCAUUCAGUCUGCCAAAGCCUCCAGGGAGAUUGCCAGUGAGUACAAGUACAAGGAAGGGUAUCGCAAACAGCUGGGCCACCACAUCGGGGCCAGGAACAUCGAGGACGACCCCAAGAUGAUGUGGUCGAUGCGUUUGUACACUGAAGCGUGGAACAAAGACAAGACCACGAUUCACGUCAUGCCUGACACCCCAGAAAUCCUGCUGGCCAAACAAAACCGAGUGAACUACAGUGAGAAAAUGUACAAACUGGCCUUGGAGGAGUCGAAGAAGAAGGGCCAUGAUUUGCGUUUUGAUGCCAUUCCCAUUCAGUCUGCCAAAGCCUCCAGGGAGAUUGCCAGUGAGGACUACCGGCACUACCUGCACCAGUGGAUCUGUCUGCCCGACCAGAACGACGUGAUCCACGCCAAGCAAGCCUACGACCUCCAGAGUGAUGCUGUUUACAAAUCAGACCUGGAAUGGCUGAGAGGCAUUGGAUGGGUUCCUAUUGGUUCUGUGGAAGUUGAGAAAGCCAAGAGAGCUGGAGAAAUCCUCAGUGACAGGAAGUAUCGGCAACCUGCAGACAAAAUCAAAUUUACCAGCGUGACUGAUUCCUUGGCCAUGGUCUUAGCCAAGCAGAAUGCUGAGAUCAUGAACAAGCGCUUGUACACAGAAGCCUGGGAUGCAGACAAGAAGUCCAUCCAUGUCAUGCCUGACACACCAGACAUUCUGUUAGCAAAGGCCAACGCAGCCAAUGUUAGCAAGAAACUUUAUGUAAAAGCCUGGGAAGAGGCCAAAAAGAAGGGUUAUGACAUGAGAGCUGAUGCGAUUCCAAUCAAAACCGCAAAGGCAUCAAGAGAUAUUGCGAGUGACUACAAGUACAAAGAAACCCACGAGAAACAGAAAGGCCACUACAUCGGGUGCCCCAGCGCCAAGGAGGACCCCAAGCUGGCGUGGGCCGCGCGCGCCAUGGCCCUGCAGAACGACCGCCUCUACAAGAAGGCCUACAAUGAUUCCAAGACCCAGAUCCACAUCCCUGUGGAUGCCCUGUCGGUGCAGGCAGCCAAGGAGUGCCAGAACUUGGUCAGUGACGUUGACUACAGGCAGUACCUGCACCAGUGGACCUGCCUUCCUGACCAGAACGACGUGAUCCACGCGCGGCAGGCCUACGACCUCCAGAGCGACAACGUGUACAAGUCCGACCUGGAGUGGCUGCGAGGCAUUGGCUGGCUGACAGAAGGUUCUGUGGAUGUGGUCAAAGCCAAGAAAGCUCAGGAGCUCCUCAAUGACCGCUUGUACCGCACGCGGCCGGAGCAGCUGAAGUUCACCAGCAUCACCGACUCCCCAGAUGUUGUCCUGGCCAAGACCAACGCCAUGCAGCUCAGUGAUCGUCUGUAUCGUGAGGCCUGGGAUAAAGACAAGACCCAGAUCUCCCUCCCUUCGGACACUCCUGUCAUGCUGCAGUCCAAAGUCAACGCUAUCAACAUCAGCAAUAAACAUUAUCAGAAGGCCUGGGAUGAAGCCAAAGCAAAAAGCUAUGACCUGAGAGCUGAUGCCAUUCCCAUCAAACAAGCCAAGGCCUCCAGAGACAUUGCCAGUGAGUACAAGUACAAAGAAACUGACGUUGACUACAGGCAGUACCUGCACCAGUGGACCUGCCUUCCUGACCAGAACGACGUGAUCCACGCGCGGCAGGCCUACGACCUCCAGAGCGACGCUGUGUACAAGUCAGACCUAGAGUGGCUCCGUGGAAUUGGCUGGUUGCCCAACGACUCUCCAGAAAUUAAGAGGGUGAAGAAUGCCCAGGAUCUCCUGAGUGACAACGUGUAUCGGACCCCCAUUGACAGUGUGAAAUACACCAGUGUUGUGGAUUCCCCAGAUGUUGUUCUGGCCAAAACCAACGCUGAACAGAUCAGCAUUCCAAAAUAUAAAGAAGCCUGGGAAAAGGACAAGACUAUGAUCCACAUCAUGCCAGACACACCUGAAAUCAACCUAGCCAAGGCUAAUGCUGUUAAUUACAGCCAGAAACAAUAUAAAGGAGCUUGGGAUGAGCUGAAGAUGAGCUAUGACUUGAGAGCAGAUGCCAUUCCAAUCAAGACAGCCAAGGCUUCUAGAGAGAUUGCCAGUGAUUACAAAUACAAGCUGGAGCACGAGAAGCAGAAGGGACACUACGUGGGAGUGCCGGACGCAAAGGGAGAUUCCAAAAUCCAGUUUGCCCUGGACGUAGCCAAAGUUCAGAGCGAACGAGAGUACAAGAAGCACUUUGCCAAGCAGAGGACCCAGUGCCACCUGCCAGUGGACAUGAUGUCCAUUGUGGCAGCCAAGCACGGGCAGACCCUGGUGAGCGACGCCGAUUACCGGCACUACCUGCACCAGUGGAUCUGCCUCCCCGACCAGAACGAUGUCAUUCAUGCCAGGCAAGCCUACGACCUCCAGAGCGAUGCUGUUUAUAAAGCUGAUUUGGAAUGGCUGCGGGGAAUUGGAUGGUUGCCAAAUGAUUCCCUUGGAGUCAAGCAUGUCAAAUAUGCUGGAGAUCUCCUGAGUGAGAGAAAGUACCGCACCAAAGCUGAAACUCUCCCGUUCACUGCCGUGGCCGACAGAGUUGAUUAUGUCACAGCAAAGAACAGCACUGAAAUCCGCAGUGAUAUUAAAUACCACAAAGAAUGGAAUGAGACCAAGGCAAAUUAUACACUCACAGAUACACCACAGCUGGAUAUGGCCCGAGAGGCAGCCAGAAUUCUAAAUCAGAAUUUAUACAAGGAAAGCUGGGAGAAAGAAAAAGCCACUGGUUACCUCCUGCCUCCUGACACGAUGCAGAUCUCUCAUGCCAAGCACUCAAGUGAUGUCCAAAGUGAGCUGAAGUACAAAGCUGAGUAUGUCAAGCAGAGAGGUCACUACGUGGGAGUUGCCAAGAUGAGAGAUGACCCCAAGCUGGUGUGGUACGAGCACGCGGGCGAGAUCCAGAACGACAGGCUGUACAAAUCAGACUACAACAAAACCAAGUCCAAAAUCCACAUGCCUUCGGAUGCCAUGGCAGUUGUGGCAGCCAAGGAGUGCCAGAACUUGGUCAGUGACGUUGACUACAGGCAAUACCUGCACCAGUGGACCUGCCUUCCUGACCAGAACGACGUGAUCCACGCGCGGCAGGCCUACGACCUGCAGAGUGAUAACAUCUAUAAGGCUGAUUUGGAGUGGCUUCGUGGCUGUGGUUGGGUCCCUCUCGAUUCAGUGGAGCAUAAGAAAGUUAAGAAUGCACAGGAACUGAUAAACAAGAGAGCAUACACUAAAGAAGCCCUGGAGAACUUUUCCAAAUACACAAGCGUGGUUGACACUCCUGAGAUCGUUUUGGCAAAGAUGAACUCUGUCAAUCAGAGUGAUCUAAAAUACAAAGAAACUUUUAACCAGGAGAAAGGCCAGUACAUUGGAUCUGAUGAUACUCCUGCUCUGCACCAUGCCAAAGACAUGGCCUUGCUCCAAAGUGAGAAACAUUACAAGAAGGCCUGGGAGCUGAGCAAGCCCAUUGGAUACACCCUGGAUGAGAAAUACGUUCCACUCGUGGGAGCCAAACAUGCAAACCACAUCAACAGUGAGCUUAAAUAUAAGGAAAUAUAUGAGAAGCUGAAAGGCCAUUACCUGGCUGGGAAGGAUAUUAGUGAUUUCCCCAGUGUCAUUCAUUCCCGGGAAUUCCAGAAAAUGAGGAGCGCGCUGGCCUACAGGAAGAAUUAUGAAGACACCAAGAAAAAUGUCCAUAUUCCAACAGACAUGAUGAACCAUGUCCUGGCCAAGAAGUGCCAGUACAUCCUCAGUGAUCUGGAAUACCGCACGUACUUCCACCAGUGGAGCUGUUCACCUGAAGAAAACGAUGUUAUUCACGCCAGGAAAGCCCAGGAGAUUCUGAGUGAUUCUGUGUAUAAAGAUGACUUAAACUGGCUGAAGGGACUUGGAUGUUAUGUCUGGGAUACUCCACAGAUCCUACAGGCUAAGAAAUCCUAUGACCUGCAGAGCCAGAUAAAAUACACCUCUGCAGGGAAGGAGAACUUCCAGAACUUCAGUGUGGUUACAGACACUCCUGUCUAUGUGACUGCUCUGCAAAGUGCUGCCAACGCCAGUGAGGUGAAAUACAAGGAGGAAUUCCAAAAAACUAAGGACAAGUACACAACUGUGGCUGACACAGUUGAUUCAGAAAGAGUUCAGAGUUUGAAACAUCUCUAUAGUGAUAAUCUCUACAAGAAGGCCUGGGAUAAAGUGAAGGCCACCAGCUAUGCGCUGCCCCCAGAUGCUGUAGCCUUGGCACGUGCCAAAGAACUGAAGCACAAUGCAAGCAUUGUCAAAUACCGUGAGGAAUAUGACAAGUUCAAAGCCCUGUACACCCUCCCCAGAGGUGUUGAGGAUGAUCCCAAUACAGAGAGGUGCCUCAGGGUUGGGAAGCUCAACAUCGAUCGUCUGUACAAAGAGACCUAUGAGAAGACCAAAGCCAAGGUGCACAUUGUCCCAGACAUGGUGGACAUCAUCUCAGCCAAGGAUGCCCAGAAGAAGAUCAGCGAGGUCGAUUAUCGCACGCGGCUCCACGAGUGGAUCUGCCUGCCCGACCUGCAGGUCAACACCCACGUGAGAAGAGUCACCGACCAAGUCAGUGAUGUGAUCUACAAGGAUGAUCUGAACUGGCUGAAGGGCAUUGGCUGCUUUGUCUGGGACACUCCCGAAAUCCUCCAUGCCAAGCAAGCCUAUGACCUCCGCAGUGAUAUUAAGUACAAAUCUAAGGCAGAAAAAAUGAAGAAGGACUUCACUGUGGUCACAGACACUCCUGUCUAUGUCCAGAAUGUGCUCAGUGCCUUGAAUUUAAGUGAAGCUGUCUAUCGUGGUGAUUACAGGAGGAAUGUCCAAGGCAAGAUGAUCCCUACUGAUAAAACAGUGGAUUUGGAGCGGGCAUAUAAUGCCAACAAAAUACAGAGUGAGAAUUUGUAUCGCUGGGCUGGUGUGAAUGCUCUGCCCACCGGGUACAGCCUUCCCACGGACACUCCGCACUUCCAGCACGCCAAACACGUCCAGCACAUCGGCAGUGAUCUGAAAUAUAAAGAAGCUUAUGAACACAUGAAAGCCAAGGGCUACACUCUGGGACCUAAAGAUGUUGGCUUUGAAAAUGUGAGGAAAGUCAAUCAAGUCAUUAAUGAGAGGCUGUACAGGGCAACGUACCACAAGAACAAGGACAAGAUUCACACCACCCCUGACACCCCUGAAAUCCGCCAAGUCAGAGCCACCCAGGAGGCUGUCAGCGAUCUGAUCUACAAGUCAGAUUUCUUCAAGAUGCAGGGCCACCUGAUCUCCCUGCCCUACACCCCUCACGUGCUGCACUGUCGCUACGUUGGGGACAUCACCAGUGACAAUAAAUACAAAGAGGACCUGAGGUGGUUGAAGGGCCUGGGUUGUUUCCUGUAUGACACUCCUGACAUGGUCCGUGCCCGCGAGCUCCGCAAGCUCUGGUCUAAUUACAUCUACACAAGUACUGCCAAGAAAAUGUGGCCUAAAGUCCAGGUGGUGUUGGAUACUCCUGGAUACAGAGCAGUGCAGGAACUGAAAACCCAUCUGAGUGAGCUGGUUUACAGAGCUGCAGGCAAUGAGCUGAAGACAAAAUACACUUCUGUCCUCGAUACACCUGACUUCAUAAGAGCCAAGACAGGACAAAAAAUACAGAGCCAGUACUUGUAUGUGGAACUUGCCACAAAGGAGAGACCCCACCAUCAUGCUGAUGGUCAGACUCAAGCCUUUACACACGCCAGGAAUGUCAAGGACAUGAUCAGUGAGAAAAAGUACAAAACCCAGUAUGAGAAGAUGAAGGACAAAUACACCCCUGUCCCUGACACCCCAGUGCUGAUCAGAGCCAAGAGAGCCUACCUGAAUGCCAGUGAUCUGCGCUACAAAGAAACCUUUGAGAACACCAAGGGCAAAUACCACACGGUGAAGGAUGCUCUGGACAUUGUGUACCACAGGAAGGUCACUGAUGACAUCAGCAGUGUCAAAUAUAAGGAAAAUUACAUGAGCCAGUUGGGAAUCUGGAGAUCCAUCCCAGACCGCCCUGAGCACUUCCACCACCGCCUGGUGACGGAUGCCAUCAGCGAUGUUAAAUACAAGGAAGACCUGGAAUGGCUCAAAGGCACUGGCUGCUAUGUGUGGGAUACUCCAAGUUUUGUCCUGGCAGAGAAGAACAAAGUGCUCUACAGUGGGUGUAAAUACAAGGAGGAUUUUGAGAAGACCAAGUCCAAGUUCAAGUACGUGGCUGACUCUCCAAUCAAUGAGCAUUUUAAAUAUGCCACUCAGCUGAUGGAUGGGAAAUUAUAUAAAGCAGCCUAUGAGAAGCUCAAAGAUAGGUACAGCGUUAUUGUGGAUGAUCCCAGGAAUCUGCUGGCCAAGUGGGGCAGCACUCUGAGCAGUCAGAAAAGCUAUAAAUCCUUUGCCAAGAUGCUCCUGCAGCACGGAUGCAAUGAAAUUCUGAGGCCAGAUAUGCUGACAGCACUCUACAACACAUACCUGUGGAGCCAGAUUCAGUACAAGAAGGACUAUGAGAAGAAGAAAGGCAAAUACACCACAGUUCUGGAUACUCCGGAAUAUUUACGGACCACAAAGGUCAACAAACAGAUCAGCGACAUUAUUUACAAGCUGGAAUACAACAAAGCCAAGCCCAAGGGCUACACCACCAUCCAGGACACGCCGAUGCUGCUGCACGUGCGCAAGGUCAAGGACAGGAUCAGUGACCUGAAAUACAAAGAAAUGUAUGAGAGGAGCAAAUCUCGCUGCAACGUCGUGGCAGAUUCAGUUCACAUCAAAACUCCCAGACACGCCUACAAACUCAACAGCAACCUGGAUUAUAAGAAGAAAUACGAAGCAGCCAAAGCCCACUGGCACCUGAUCGCUGACAGGCCUGACUUUGUGCAAGCAGCCAAGUCCUCUCUGCAGCAGAGCGAUUACGAAUACAAACUGGACCGGGAAUUCCUCAAGGGGUGCAAGCUCUCUGUCACAGAUGAUAAAAACACAGUGUUGGCCCUAAAUAAUGCCAUCCUGGCCAGUGAUAUAAAAUACAAAGAGAAGCACAACAAAGCCCGUGGGACUUACCACGUCGUUCCAGACACCCCUCAGAUCCUGCUGGCUAAGAAUGUCAGCUCCCUGGUGUCUGAGAACAAGUACAAAGAGCAGAGCAAGAAGCAGCUGCCCCAUGGCUCCUUCACCACCCUGCCCGAGACCAGGGACACCGUGCACGUCAAGGAGGUGACCAAGAACGUCAGUGAGACAAACUACAAGAAGAAGUUUGUGAAGGAGAAAGGCAAAUCCAAUUAUUCUGUCAUGCUGGAGCCUCCUGAGGUGAAACAUGCCAUGGAAGUUGCUAAAAAACAGAGCACAAUUGAAUACAAGAAAGAUGCCAAAUCCAACCUCCACUACACACCUAUAGCAGAUCGACCAGAUAUUAAGAAAGCAACUCAGGCUGCCAAGUUAAUCAGCAAUAUUGAAUAUAAGAAGCGUGGAGCAGCAGGGGUGGGUGUGACCAUGCUGGGACGUCCAGACAUUGAGCUGGCCAAGGAGGUGUCCAAACUCACCAGCCAGGUGAAAUACAAGGAGAACUUUGCCAAAGAGAUGGGUAAAAAGCCAAAAUACGAUUUGAAGGAGGCCAAAAUCUACAAGACCCUGAAGGACGCCCACAACAUGGCCAGCGAGGUGAAGUACAAGGCAGACCUGAAGAAGCUGCACAAGCCCGUCACGGACAUGAAGGAGUCGCUGCUGAUGAACCACGUGCUGAGCACGAGCCAGCUCGCCAGUGCUUACCAGUACAAGAAGCAAUAUGAGAAGAGUAAGGGUCACUACCAUGUGGUGCCAGAUAAUCUUGAACAGGUUCAUCUCAGGGAGGCCUCAGAACUCCAGAGCCACGUGAAAUACAGAGAAAAGUAUGAGAAGGAAAAAGGAAAGCCCAUGUUGGACUUUGAAACUCCCACAUACCUGACUGCAAAGGAGUCUCAGCUCAUGCAGAGCGAGAAAGAAUAUAGGAAGGACUUUGAAGAGUCCAUGAAGGGCAGGAACCUCACUGGUCUGGAGGUCACACCAUCCCUCUUACAUGUCAAAUACGCCACCAAAAUAGCGAGCGAGAAAGAAUACAGGAAGGAUCUGGAGGAAGGAGUCAAAGGGAAAGGACUGACAGCCUUGGAGGAGACUCCAGACAUGCUGAGAGCCAAGAAUGCCACCCAAAUCCUGAACGAGAAGGAGUACAAGAAAGCCUUGGAGCUGGAGAUCCGUGGGAAGGGCCUGACCGAGCUGGCGCUGGAGACGCCGGAUUUCGUCAGGGCCAAGAACGCCACCGACAUCGCCAGCCAGAUCAAAUACAAACAAUUGGCAGAAAUGGAGAAAGCCAACUACACCAGUGUUGUUGAUACUCCAGAGAUUAUUCAUGCCCAGCAGGUCAAGAACCUUUCCAGCCAGAAAAAAUACAAGGAAGAUGCAGAGAAGAACAUGCCCUACUACGUUCCUGUGGCUGACACACCAGAAAUGCAGAGAGUCCGAGAGAAUCAGAAGAACUUUAGCAUGCUUCAGUAUCAGUCAGACCUCCAGAGCAGUAAAGGAAAAGUCACAGUGGUGCAGGACACCCCAGAAAUCCUGAGGGUGAAGGAGAACCAGAAGAAUUUCAGCUCGAUUUUGUAUAAAGAAGAUAUUGGAACUGGAACCACAAUUGAAAAGACCCCAGAGAUGCAGAGAGUUAAACGAACCCAGGAUAAUAUCAGCUCGGUGAAGUACAAGGAGAGCAUUGGCAAAGGGACCCCCAUUCCCGACCUGCCGGAGGUGAAGCGCGUCAAGGAGACCCAGAAGCACAUCAGCUCGGUGUUGUACAAGGAGGAGCUGGGCACAGGCACCCCCACGCCCGUGACCCCAGAAAUGGAGCGAGCCAAACGCAACCAGGAGCAGAUUAGCUCGGUGUUGUACAAGGAGGGUUUAGGGGCUGGCACCGCCACGCCGGUGACGCCGGAGAUGGAGCGGGUCCGACGGAACCAGGAGAACAUCAGCUCGGUGUUGUACAAGGAGGGGCUGGGGGUUGGCACCCCAGUUCCUGUCACCCCUGAGAUGGAGAGGGUCAAACGCAACCAGGAGAAUUUUAGCUCGGUGUUGUACAAGGAGGAGCUGGGGACAGGAACCCCCACCCCCGUCACCCCCGAGAUUGAGAGGGUCAAACGCAAUCAAGAAAACUUUAGCUCGGUGUUGUACAAGGAGGAGCUGGGGACAGGAACCCCCACCCCUGUCACCCCCGAGAUUGAGAGGGUCAAACGCAACCAGGAACACAUUAGCUCGGUUCUGUACCGGGAGGAGCUGGGCACGGGCACUCCCAUCCCUCUCACUCCCGAGCUGGAGCGAGUCAAACGCAACCAGGAGCAGCUCAGCUCGGUGUUGUACAAAGAGAGCGUGGGGACAGGGACCCCCACUCCUGUCACCCCCGAGAUGGAGAGGGUCAAACGCAACCAGGAGAUUUGCAGCUCGGUGUUGUAUAAGGAAAACAUAGGGAAAGCCACCCCCACCCCCGUCACCCCCGAGAUGGAGAGAGUCAAACGCAAUCAAGAGAUCAUUAGCUCGGUUUUGUACAAGGAAAAUGUGGGGAAGGUGACCCCGACCCCCAUCACCCCCGAGAUGGAGAGAGUCAAACGCAAUCAAGAGAUCAUUAGCUCGGUGUUGUACAAAGAGAACGUGGGGCAGGCGACCCCCACGCCCGUCACUCCCGAGAUGGAGCGAGUCAAACGCAACCAGGAGCAGAUUAGCUCGGUUGCAUACAGGGAAGGUUUAGGGAAGGCCACUCCCAGCCCGGUCACUCCGGAGAUGGAGAGAGUCAAGCGGAACCAGGAACAAAUCAGCUCGGUGCUGUACAAGGAGCACAUGGCCAAGGGAACUCCGACGCCGCUGACCCCGGAGAUGGAGAGAGCCAAACGCAACCAGGAGAACAUCAGCUCGGUUCUUUACUCCGACAGUUUCCGCAAGCAAGUCCAAGGAAAAGCCGCCUACGUCCUGGACACCCCGGAGAUGCGGCGCGUGCGGGAGACCCAGAAACACAUCUCCACUGUGAAGUACCACGAGGACUUUGAGAAGAGCAAAGGGAGCUUCACGCCGGUGGUGACCGACCCCAUCACAGAGCGCGUGAAGAAGAACAUGCAGGACUUCAGUGACAUCAGCUACAGGGGCAUCCAGAGGAGGGUGGUGGAGAUGGAGCGGAAACGCGUGGACCAGGACCAGGAGAACAUCACAGGGCUCCGGGUGUGGAGAACCAACCCCGGCUCCGUCUUCGACUACGACCCCGCUGAGGACAACAUCCAGUCCCGGAGCCUGCACAUGAUCUCAGUCCAGGCCCAGCGCCGCAGCCGGGAGCACUCGCGCUCUGCCAGCGCCCUGAGCAUCAGCGGCGCGGCCGAUGAGAAAUCCGAGCCCUCGGACGGCACCGACCAGCGCCUGUCCUACUACAGCAACGGGGGCUUCUUCACCACCACAGCCUCAGUGGGCUACAAGCAGGUGAAGACCAUUGAGCUGCCACAGCAACGCUCAUCCUCAGUGGCCACCCAGCAGACCACGGUGUCCUCGGUGCCUUCCCACCCCUCCACUGCUGGGGUGAGUAACCUGCUGCUCCCCGGGGUGGGGACACAGCCCAUGGGGAACACUAAUUAACAGUUAAUUGGUGACAUUCCAGUCCCUGGGGGUGAAGCUCUGCAUGAAACCAGUGUGACAGGGACUUAAGUGGGACAGAGCCUCCCCUGUGCCUGGAAACUUGGAAUUAGCACCUGGAAACCUUGAAUGAGCUCUUCUUCCUACUCAACACGUGAAAAUUUAGGAGUGGGAAGAAGUGUUUUCAUUCCAAUUGCUGCCUUGGAGUAAAGGACAGUGGGAAUGGCAUCACCUCCAAAAACUGCUGGGAGGGAACAACUUCCAAGUUCCACUUGGAGCUGGUGGUGCCCAGGAGCACCCUGAGGCCACUGCUCAGGCUGUGGCACCAGCAGAGCCAGGGCUUGUGGCACUCGGGGGAGAAGAAUCCAGAGCCAGAUCUGAAGGAGCAGCCAGACCCUGCUGUGACCCCAAUUCCCAAGCCCUGGGGUUUGGCCACGUCCCCCCCAGCCCUGGCAGGAGACACU
Parus major (Great Tit) is the source of this 17306-nucleotide messenger RNA. RefSeq names its product nebulin (gene NEB). Gene Ontology annotation, biological process: cardiac muscle thin filament assembly. The record is from RefSeq and is a predicted model, not a curated record. Gene Ontology annotation, molecular function: actin filament binding. Bases 274 to 16845 code for a protein of 5523 amino acids. NCBI's taxonomy places the organism in Eukaryota, Metazoa, Chordata, Aves, Passeriformes, Paridae. Gene Ontology annotation, cellular component: Z disc. The transcript has 135 exons.